UAGAGUUGCUCAAACUUGAAAUCGUUUCCGGUACAAAGUUCCAUAAACAAAUGAAAUCAUGAUUUUAAUGUUUGUUUACAAUAUCCUUGGAUGGCUUAAGGAUUCGUUUGAUUUAACUUUAUCAAAGUUAAAAGAAAUUCUCACUAGAAUUGCUGUUUUCAUCACUGUUUUUAUGAUUUUGCUAUGGUUUUCUGCUUUCCUUUAUGGAAGUUUUUAUUUUGCUUAUAUGCCUCCUGUGUCUCUCACUAAACCUGUGAAUUUGCAGUUCAAACUAUGUGAAGAUGGCAUUGGAAUGUGUUCAUACCCUGCAGAUAAUAUCACCCUGGUUCAGGAGGGCCAAACAGAGGUGUUUGCGAGAGGUGAAUCAUAUACUAUUAAAAUGGAAACAGUACUACCAGAAUCUCCCAUAAACAAAGAACUAGGCAUGUUUAUGGUGAAGUUGCAGCUCUUUGACAAGUCUGGAGGCACUGUAUCUAGUUCCUCAAGAUCUGUAAGUAUAAUGUUACACUAUAGAUCUGAGCUGCUGAGGAUCAUGGACACAUUUGUGUUUUCUCCCCUGCUUUUGUCCGGCUUUGUGGAACAAAAGCAGUUUUUAACAGUAGAAUUUUACAACAAUUACAUCGAUGACUCAUAUAAUCCAGCCGUGGGGGCAUACAUAGAAGUCCAGAAUAAAAAGAUUCAGAUUUAUACAGCCACAUUAAAGAUUUAUGCUCACUUUACGGGCUUGAGAUACAUGCUGUUCCAUUGGCCUCUCCUGUCAGCUGCCAUAGGAACGACCCUAAACAUGUGCCUGCUGAGCUUCAUUGCUUUGUUGUCAUGGUAUCAGAUUUACUACAGCAGGGGUAAUGGCAAUUCCAAUUCAGUGGAAUAUGAACCUGAGACCAAAAGUAAAGAUAAAAGUGCAAUGGAGGAACGAAGGAAAAAUAUAAGAGAGAUGUUGGCAAGGGAAAGAAAAGCAACAGAAGCCCAAAUGCUGGGGAAAUCUCAUUCCUACCCUGAACAACAGUACUCCACGUUGGAGACAAUGGUUAGUAGAGAGGUGUCAGAAGACACAGAGGAGAGUCUAAUUUCAGGAAAGAACACAGAAGGUUCGGAGAGUGAUUCUACAUUCCUACGUCACAGACACCCUGUCACUUCCUCCUGAUCAAGACCUUGAAGUGAUUGCUUGUCAUUGUAACUUAUAUUAAAACCAUUUUUAUUUUUUUUAUUUUGUGUAAAUUUGUAUAGAAGCGCAGAUGAGCAUUAUUUGCAUUGCCAAGAGUUUUUCAGCCUAAAGGUCAGUUAUUAUGUGUGAUAGAGGACAUUUUCCAGUGUGCAUAUGUAGAUCAGAGUGUCUGUUUGAAAUAAUAUAGAACCAAAAGAAUAGUACUGUUCUGUGUGUGCUUUUAUAUCUACUGUUGAAAAUACACAUGUACUGCUGUAAAAAUGAAAGAUAAAUGAACGUUUUACACUGUAUGCUAGUACCAUGCAUUACCAUGCACCAAUACUUGUUUUUAUCCAUGCUUAAUACUUUACAGUAUAUCAUUGUUUUUAGUUUUCCAUUAUGUAUCUACAGGACACAUAAUGUGUUGAGGCUUGUACAUGUAUUAGUGAGAUUUGAUACAUGUAUAUGUUGAGAGUGGAAUAGUGUUCAAUACAUUUACUCAGUGAGAAAGAAACCAGAAACUUGCUCUAGAUACAGAUUCACUCUUACUUGC
Magallana angulata is the source of this 1697-nucleotide messenger RNA. RefSeq names its product seipin-like. Gene Ontology annotation, biological process: lipid droplet organization; lipid storage. Gene Ontology annotation, cellular component: endoplasmic reticulum membrane. The record is from RefSeq and is a predicted model, not a curated record. The transcript is spliced from 8 exons. Lineage: Eukaryota; Metazoa; Mollusca; Bivalvia; Ostreida; Ostreidae. Bases 59 to 1144 code for a protein of 361 amino acids.